Molecule: messenger RNA, 1506 nt
Organism: Moneuplotes crassus
Lineage: Eukaryota; Ciliophora; Spirotrichea; Euplotida; Euplotidae
Source: the annotation of a GenBank genome assembly
GUGUUAAAGAAAAUCACUCUUUUUUGUGUAUUACUGUGAUUUAUGCUUACUAAUGCUGCGGAUGAAACAGAAGAUGAACUUGUUUUCACAAUGCUUAUUACUAGACAUGGAGCAAGAAGUCCUACUGACCAAGUCCCAAGUGAUGCAUCUAUUACAUCAGAUUCUUUCAAAAUUUAUCUUGGAGAUCUCACUCAUAGCGGAGAGCGUCAACAUUACUUGGAAGGAACAAAAUUCAAAAAGAUUUAUGCUGAAGAUGAGGAAAUUAUCGACAAAAACUUCAAUCCAAACGAGUUCUAUGUUGAGAGUACUGACUUCAACAGGACAUUAAUGAGUGCUUAUUCCCAAAUGUUGGGGUAUUUUCCAAUUGGUUCUCUCCCAGAAUUAAGCAAAGCCCAUACUACAAAAGCCAAUCCUCCUUUUAAGUUUAAUGGAGAUAACAAAGUGACCAAGAGAUUGAGGAACAAAGCCACGGAGUCAUCAUUCCAGCCUGUUCCAAUCCAUGUGUCUGGGCUUGAUGAUAUAAUGAGAGCUAUGGAUAAGGAUGUAUGUCCAUACCAGUCAGUUUUGAGGAAGCAGUAUACAGAAACAGAUGAGUGGGAAGAACUCAACAAGAAAUACCAACAACUGUUAUUCCCUGAACUACACGAAAAAUAUGGAAUCAAAGAGGAAAAUCUUGACUUUAGUGCAUCCUAUACUUAUAUUGAUAAUUACUACAGUGCUUGGUUCGAACAAAUGGAUAUUGAAAAGGAGCUUUCUCCUGAAGCAAAAACACUAGUUGAUGAGAUUUUGAGAGACGGACUCUACGAAGGCUUUUAUGGAUUAGAUUUAGCUGUUAGGCUAGCUACUACUAGAUUCUUUGACUUUUUGAGACAAACUUUGGCUUAUAAAAUUAAUGCAGUCCUUGAAGUGAAAAACACUCCCGAGUUUUAUAAAGAAAUCAAAUACAUGUAUUUGUCCUCUCAUGACACAAGUCUUACUGCCAUUAUGAGUGGGUUGCAGCAAAAACAGGAUGAGCCACCAUUCUUUGCUUCAAACAUCAUUUUUGAGCUAAGAAGAAAGAAAAACUCUAAUGCUAACGAUAAAAGUGAUUUUACUGUUACUGUCAAAUGGAAUGGCAAAGAUGUCAAUCUCGGAGGUAAAGAUAUCUGUGAAAAUUCUGCUUGUCCAUUUCCUAUAGUCAAUCAAUUCCUUGAGAGCAGACUUUAUGAUGGAAACUUAGAUCAUACCUGCAAAUAUGGACCUUCGUCAACAUCUAAAAGCUCUGCCUGGCUGUUUGUUUUACUUGCGAUAGCUAUCUUUAUUGCUCUCUCAAAUAUUGGUUACUUUGUGAUGAGAUCUAUCAAUAAUAAAAAGAGAAACCAAGGAGGUAAAGCAGGCUAUAAUGGAUUUGAAGAUGAAGAGAACUCCUUGAAAAAUGAUAUCAACAAAUCUAAAUCAACUAUCUCAGCCACUUCAAGAUAUAUGGAUGAGAAUAGUGAUUAAAACAGAUAAAAUUUAGAAUUGUUU